Molecule: messenger RNA, 8942 nt
Organism: Lonchura striata (white-rumped munia)
Lineage: Eukaryota; Metazoa; Chordata; Aves; Passeriformes; Estrildidae
Gene: ZNF654
Product: zinc finger protein 654
Biological process (GO): regulation of transcription by RNA polymerase II
Cellular component (GO): nucleus
Molecular function (GO): DNA binding; DNA-binding transcription factor activity, RNA polymerase II-specific
Source: RefSeq, a predicted model, not a curated record
UCACAGUAAUUUUCUAGAGUACUGAAAAAUGUGUUCAGUUAUGCUUUUGUAAAAUAUAUAGGGUCAGGUGUUAUCUGCUGGCAUUGCACAGUGUUUUAAAUAUUCUUUCUGUAGUAAAAUAGUUCCCUUUUUUGUUUGAAAGGAAGCUGAAUUUCUUUGCUAACUUAAGUCUGCUCUUACAAUGUAGAGAUCAUAUUGGUCAGACACAGGCAACUAUGGAGUAGUUAAUAAAAUUCAUAGGGUGGAUUUCCCAAAUCUAAGUGUACAUUUAAAGCAUGGAGACCAACUUGACUUCAGUUAGCCUCCUGAAAUGACAUGUUUGGAGAGGAUCUGAUGUGUAUUUGUCUCCUGGCACACUGACUCAUUUUUCUCUUCAGUUGUAAAUAGUUGUGGCUUUUCUUGGUUCUGUUUCCAAUGAUGCCCAUGGCUAUAUGUGACAGCUGCUUUCUUUUUAUGGAUAUGUAAUUCCUGGAGCUGGGAAAGGUGCAGUGCAUAGGAACAAAAUCACUGGAAUGUUAAUGAAAGUUCCUAAGAGGAGAAAUACCCAAGCUACAGUAAAGUCUUUGCUAACAUGUUAAGCAGCAGUGUUCACAGGGGAGCUCUUAAAAAGUUGUUUUUAGUUUGAUAGCAAUGGGAAAUGCCAGCUUUUCUCUAGUUAUUAUGAUGUAGUGCCUGAUAGAAACUCAUCACUGUGUUUGUGACAGCAUGCUCAUUGAGAGAAAGGAAGAGCAUGAAAGUCAGAACAGCACAGUGAGCUGCUUCCUUAACCAGAACAAGGGUUUUGAUGGCAAAUUAACAUCAUCAUGCCUUUGUUGUUCUGUCUCUUUUGUGAAACAACUGCUUGAGCAACAGAUUUACCCAUGAUUUUUAUUAGAUAUUUCAAAGUUAUGGUCAAAUACCUACAGAAAUAAAGUGAAAACCAAGAUGAACCUUGUUUUGUUCUGCAUUGCAUGAUUUUGGUGAUUAUGAUGGGGAAUUAAGUCUUGAUCUCCCUCUCUCCAGCAAAGAAUUAGUUUAGUCCUUUGCUGUAAUGAUUCUCUUGGUCAUCAUGAGUCCUCUGUGAUGGGUCAUACUUUGAGGAUGUUUGUUUUUAACCUGGCAGAGCAAGAAUGAGACCUGUUGUCACUAGAUGAGCACUUUGUUCCCUUUUGUUUCAGGCUGCGUCUCCUUCCCCUCUGCUGAGAGAUUUUCUCUCCUUUUACCUUGAUAUCCUCACACACACCCUUGACACCUCUCAUCUGUGCUGACAAACGUUUUAUUUUAGAUAAUUUAUAUUUUGAAAGCCUGUUGUUUCUUCCUUUCGCUUCCUCUAAAAUUUGAUUCUUGUGAAGUCUUACACAAAGCAAACAUCCUGUGCUGCUUUAUAGGCUAGCAGUGUUUAGUGUGUAUUUUGAAACUUGGUCAUGUAGCUCCCUCAGGGGUUAUUUAAAUAGGAAAAACUGCCUAUUAUUGCUGAAUCACCAACCAUUUCUUGCAAAAAUCAGUUUGUGUGAACUACAUAAUCCUGUCCUGGAUUCAAUAACUCUAUAGACAAGCUUAGGCCAAGACAAACCUCUCUGUGACUGUCUUUACAGGAGUUGUAGUAAACUUUCAGAUGUCACAAUCUCUUCGGAGAUGGCUGGAAACAAAGCAGUCAUUGAGUUUAAAGAAAAAUAGUAGGGUUGAAAUAUAGGAACAAUCAGCUUGUAAUAAACUAGGGAGAAUAAGGUGGGCAUCUAGAAGAGAACAUGACAGUGCAGUCAGAUGGAGCAGUUAAUGAGUUUCUGAGGUUGAUAUCUGUUGCUCUAAAGCAAAGCAUCACUGCCUGGGUAAGAAUAAAUGUUGUUUCUUAGUGUCUCUCAGGCUUGGCCAGACACUGCUGUAGCUGGCAGUUGUCUCUGGUUUGGGGGGUUAGGAGAGCUCUGUGUGCUGCCCUGGAAAAAUAGGAUGUUCCAGGACAGGGAGGGAGCACUGCCCUGCCAGCAGCAUCAGUGAAACUUUGCAAACAAAGGAGGCUGUAGGAACCCCCAUCCUCGGAGAGCUCCUGCUGGCAGUGGUGUAGGCUGUGGAGAUGCCCUUCCCUGGGAGAGGAGGCUGUCAGACUCUCAUUUCCGGAGCAGAAGUCACCUGAGAGUUCCCCACACCAGAUGGGAAUGGUAGAGCAGGGUGAGCUGUGCUGUGCAGUUCUCCCUGGGAAAAGGAUGUUACAGCCACUGGGCAGAUUUCCUUACCAGUAACACUUACCAAAGCUGAGUAUUUCCAGCCUUAUUUUUCACUAAUGCUUGCAUACAAACCAGAGGGAUGUAGUUUAUUAUCCUAAGGGUGGUAAUUCAAAAAACCAGAGACCUUUACUUGACUCUAAGGACUUUUCCAUAUAAUGACUUUUUCUUGCAGUUCAUUACCCCCAUUGGACACUGGCUUGCCUUUUAGUCCUCUUGUUUUCUGAGCUUGUUCUCAAAAGUGCUAAUGGAUAAUGGGAAUGAGAUAUUUCUUUCUUACAGUGCAUCUGUUAACAAAUCAGAUUGAAACCUGACACCUUGAAUUACACUGCUUAAAUGUUCAUUAGCAUGGAACUCUGCUAGCUUGCAUAAAAAUAAAGAUGCUAGAGAAAUCGUGGGUUUGAGGUUAACAAAUAUUUAAGCUCUGAAAAUCCACUGUUCUUUGAACUCCGUGCCAGAUACCUUAUUGCCUGUGAACGCAUCCCUGAGGCAAUGGCUCUUAUCAAAUCUUGCAUAAAUCAUCCAGAUAUCAGUAAAGAUCUGUAUUUCCAUCAAGCUCUUUUCACCUGUCUUUAUAUGUCACCAUUAGAAGAUCAGCUAUUCCAGGAGCACUUGUUGAGGACUGAUUGCAAGAGUGGAAUUGAGAUCAUCUGCAACACUGAAAAAGAAGGGAAGACUACCUUAGCCUUACAGCUUUGUGAAUCCUUCCUAGUCCCACAGCUCCAAAAUGGGGACAUGUAUUGUAUAUGGGACCUGAUCUUCAUUUGGAGUAAACUGCAGCUCAAAUCUAACCCAUCCAAACAAGUAUUUGUGGACCAGUGCUACCAGCUUCUAAGAAUUGCUACAAAUGUCAGAGUAAUUUUCCCUUUCAUGAAAGUCAUUAAGGAUGAAGUUGGUGAAGAUGGCCUUCAGAUCUGUGUUGAGAUAUGUGGAUGUGCCCUACAGCUGGACCUCCGUGAAGAUCCCAACAUGAAAAGUCUUAUUUAUAAAGCAAUUGCUCAUUUUCUGCCAAAUGACUUGGAGAUCCUCAGAAUUUGUGCUCUCUCCAUCUUUUUCCUGGAGCGCACCUUGGAAUCUUACUACACUGUUGAGCACUUGUACAAAUGUGCAGAUGAAGAAUACAAUGAGUGCACUAGUUCUGUUCAGAACCGCGUGCGGUUUGAGCUGCUGCCCAUCCUGAAGAAAGGAUUGUUUUUUGAUCCCGAGUUCUGGAAUUUCUUGAUGAUCAAGCAGAAUUGUUUAGCCUUGUUGGGGGAUAAAGCCUUGGAUGGCUUGAGUGAAAGUACACUGGAAAACUCUCCUGCAAACACAGAGAAAACAGCAGAGUACAGGGCUCUGGGUGAGGAACACGGCUGUUUAACAAAUGUCAGCAAUGGGGAGCUUGACCCUGGAAACUGCUCUGGAACCCGCUCCAAAGGGAAUGCCAAAAAGAACCACCAAGCUCUUGAGGCAUCCAAAACGUUGGAUCAGACUGAACCAAGGCACCGCUGUGUGAUCUGCAACAAGGAGUUCCUUGGGGAUCACAUAGUGAAACACGCACAAGCUCACCAAAAAAAGGGCAGCUUCUCCUGUGUGCUUUGCACCAGGAAGUUCAGGCAGAAAGGACUCAUGCUGAAGCACUUAAGGAAUCAUGUCAGGAAGAUAGAAAGGCAACAUCUUGCUGCAGCUCUUGAGGCUGGUCAGGAGGCUCCUGUUCUUCAUGAAGUGCAAUGUUCAGGUGUUUCUGUGUCUCUUGAAAAUGGGAAUUCUGAGGGUUCCAAAGAUACUGAACCAGAGGCUAUAGUAGCUGCAGUAGCUCUGAGUUCUGAUCAGGUCCAAGAGGAGGCUGAGACUGCAGAACAGGUUUUUGAGGCAGUGGAAAACCAUCUAAGUGACCAGGAUGAUGCUACUGAAAACAGUAGUGACAGCUGUUUUAAUAAUGUUCCUGAUGCUUUAAGUACAGAGAGUUUGCCUGAGGAUGAUGAGAGCUCCAAUAAAGAGUCACCCAUUCUGCAUAAAGUGAAUGGAGUGUUUUGCCCUCAAAAAGAUAUUGAUUCUUUGGAUGAGGAAGGAAUCUUUAAGUGCCCUGCUAAUGGUUGUGCUAGAGUGUUUAAAAAAAUAAGAUUCCUCAACAAACACGCCAGAAAAACUCACCCAACUGAUCUGAAGGUGCAGCAGCAUAUAAUGAAAUGGAAUAAAGGAAAAUGCCGCUUCUGCCAGAGGAAGUUCGCUGAUUCCCAACAUUUUAUAGACCACCUGAAGAGACAUGUGUAUCCAAAUGUUUACUUUUGUUUACACUUUAAUUGUAAUCAGAGAUUUAAGCUGUCGACUGAGCUUGCAGAACAUACGAAAAGUCACAGUGUGUUUAAAGCUCAGUGCAAUUUCUCAAACUGCUGUGAGCUAUUUGAGGAGCUUCCUUUGCUGUAUGAACACGAGGCUCAGCAUUAUUUAAAUAAAACCCCAGAAUAUUCGGAAGAUGCAAGUGAAAAAGAUUCUUCAGAUGAUCCUUCAGAACUUUGUAGUUACCAAGAUGAUGAUGAAUCUGUUAAUGAAAAAGAAACUGUAGAUUUACCAAUUCCAACCUGGAAGUCAAGGAAGGAUUCUGCAGAACCAAAGACAUAUAUUCAAAGUGUGGAGAAGAAAGCAAAUAAUGUAAUUCACAAUGGAAAUGAAAGCUCAUCCGAGGGUAGUGCUCCAGUUUUAAGUUUGAUAGACCAAAAGACACCUGUGUUACAGCCAAAUCCUGAAAACUGUAAUGUUGUUAGUGACCAACUGGUCAAUGGGCACAGUGACUCAGAUCAGACAUCAUCUAAGGCAGCCCAGGUACCUUUGGACAGAGUAGCAGAUGAAACAAGGACAGAAAAUGGGUCAGUGUUACCAGUUUUACAGAAUUGUCACGAUGCACCACAAAAUAAUGCUCCUGCAGCCUCACAAGUACCUUCUAAACCAAAUCAGACAACAGAGACUACUUCAUAUGGUGUCAUCUUAACAAAACCCUACGUCAGACCAUUGCCUCCCAGUUACCUUGAUGAACGUUACAUUAGCAUGCCAAAACGGAGAAAAAUUUUGGCUGAUGAAGUAGAUGCUUACUCUGAACAAGACAAAAUUUGUAGCAAAUCAACAGAAAGAUUUAGAUGUGGCAACUGCUUGACCAUCUACUGUAAUUCAGAAGCACUCGAGGCUCACCUUGCACAAAAGAAGUGUCAGACGCUCUUUGGAUUCGAUUCAGAUGAUGAAAGUGCCUGAUUCAAUGUUGUGGAAAAGUAUCAGAUGAGAAGUGGUGUAAGGAAACACUACAUGAAGCAGCAUCAGUUUGUUUCCCAGUUGGCCUUAAUAAUGAAGCAGUCUCAAAUUCCUAUAGAAAAACAUGACCUUGAUAAGGAGAAAGCACAUUUUCUAGACAAAACUCACAAAGAAGUAAUAGGAGCUCUGCAGGUCUUGAGUCCAGAAAAGUUGCUACAAAACCCCCAAAGUACCAGUUAUCCAAAAAAGCCAUGUUCAUUCCAAAAAUAUGAUUGAAGCUUAAUGGCACAGCUUUUCUAUCAUGAAGGUUGCAGGACAAUGAGGCAUAGAGGUGAGCAGGCAGAGGAAGCAGAGGUGUUCAUUGCCUUGUGGAAAUCCAACCAGCCAGUUCUGAAAGCUGCUUUAGUUUGUGUGGUUAAUGGCUAUCUUUCCACACAGCUGAGAAGGAAUCAUUCAAGGAGGUGUUGCAUUCUUACCUUAUGGAUAAAUGCAUAAAGAAACCAUGCAUUAUUUUUUUUUUUCUCCAAGUCUGAGUGUGUAAGUCCAUUAUCUGCUCAAAAGCAUGGAGCUUGUUUCAUAAACUUCUACUCAGAAUCCAAAGAGGAAUGUGGAAGGAAAUCUUGAAGUAGAUGGGAUGCUGGAAUAGCCAAAAACUUGAAAUACAGAACAAGCAGGAAAAAGUGAGUUAAUGUGAUAUUUUAUGAGACUUGCACACAGUGGAAAUCAGAUGCGUGCAAGAGAAGCCUUUUGCAAGGCUGAGGUAAAAGUGACUCCUGUAAAACAUCUGCUGUAGGUGUGGGAAGACCAACACAAGUGAUAGAUUGCGUGGAUAUUAACAGCAGCUGAUGGAAGCAAAUCUGGAAUGCUGGGAGGGUCAAGCUUGCAGAGUUAAACUAAUAUUCUGCAAGCACAGAGGUCCCUCAGCUGUUGGUAGGAAAGACAAGAGCUUGAGAAGGCAAAACAGAAGCAGAGCACAUCAGGUUGGGGUGAACAGAAAGGUCAGGAAGAGCCUGUUUCACAUCUGUUAUGUUGCUUAAUGGUGGUGGGCCACAACUCAGUACUGUCACUAAUUAUUCAUUGUCUAGAAGGGAGAAAACAGGGAUCCUCUCAAUUCCGAAGACAUGUUACAAUCCUAUUUAGUAGCAUCCCUUGAAAGGAGAGCCUUUCCCAGAGGCUGGUGAAGGAGUUACUUAAAUGUUAAGCACUUUAUUUACAAUUCACUGUUCAUAGAAACAAUCACAAUGUGAAGACAGGAAAUAGGAGUUCUUCAAUUCUAUAUGGAAAACUGAAAUACAGAAGAAUUUUGAAACCAAAAAGAUGCUGUUGUAGAUUUUGGUCUUCCUACCCUAAGGCAGAGGUGUGGCAAACAUGCAUAUUGUCCAGUUACUAUGCUAAUUUAUCCUCUAAUUUAUCUCACACUGUCUUGCCAUGUAAUAUUUUUUUUAUUUGGGAUCCUGGUCUAUGAAAAUGGUAGUGGGAUUGCAGGCAGGGGAGGCAGAGGGGUGAGAACUGAUGUUCAGAGUCAUUUCAGAAAUGUAGGACAGCACAGAAACAACUGUUCCUGCUCAGCUGUCGCUGAAGAGUUUGUUACAGUGUAUGCAGGGCUUAAAUCAACAGCUGGGUGAAAAUUAUUGAGGAAAAAAUCAGGGGUUGCAUUAAACCCCUGUUCAUUGUAGCAAUGGCUGACUCUUGCAAACCCAAGGGUUUCUCUGUAAGAUUGGCUGUGAAGUAGUUCUGGAACAUAAACUCAGUAGUUCAGUAAUGCCUCUGCUAAUAAUCCUCUGUGGGAGUAAACAGGUAUUUGCAUUAAUUCUGCUUUCUUUCCCCUUCCUGCAAGGUAAAAAGGAUGCUAAUUCAAAAUCAUGCUCUUGAGUUCUAGAAGAGUUUUGCCUUAACUUUGAGUUGGAUUAACAUAAAAGGUUAUAAAAUUAUGAUCACAGGUAUGUGUGCAUUACAUGAAUCCCAGUUAUGGCCCACUUCCAGAGAUUUGUAUGAUAUUUGAGGCACCAAAGAAUUUUUUUUUUUUGCAGUUGCAAAAUACCUACUUUAAAUGCAUCAUUCAUUAUAUAUACAUAUAUACACACUAUAUAUAUAUUUACAUGUAUAAAUACAUUAAAAGUUUUAAACAUGAAGUUAACAGGGUCCUUAUCAGACAAAUGCACUUUCACAUUUUUUACUUUCAAGAUACCAACUAACUUUUAAGGACCCGGGUACUGUGCUGAAUGUUCCCAGUCUCUCCCUUCUUUGCUUGACAUGGCUUAAAUAUAUUUGGGGGGGAAAAAGAUAAUUUUCAAGUAUUACAGUUCUGAAAAUCUAAAAAGUGAGUCAACAAAAAAUACAACAAAGAUGUUUGUGUCAAAUCUUUUUAAUGUAUCUUUUUUCUUUGGUGCUUUUUUGCCUUUUCCCUUGAGCUCCUUAUGUCUGAAGAUGCUUUAAAAACAUGAUUGAGAUUUGUAUUAUCUUUGGUUUAAGUCUGUAGAUAAACACAUCUGUGUACAUACAUAAACUGUGACCAUAAUUUUUUGUACCUUCAUUAAAGUCAUUUUUGUUCCAAGAUGGUUUUCUGGGACACCACCAUUUGUUUCUCUCAUGUAUUUAGUGUGUACACUAAGCCUGCAACUUCUAAGGCUGAAAACAGAUUACAGGUCUUGAAAGUUGGAGGUUUUUCAGUUGAUUUUUUUUUCCCCAGGCAUUAAGCAUUGUGUGAUAUAAUUGGAAAUCCUUGAAGAUGUAGCACUUUGAUUCAAUAAAUCCUGAAGUACAUGUGUAAUGUAAACCUCCAGCUACCCUAAAGCUGUCUGAAGUUAUCCAUGAUCUUAGGAGCCUUGUUGGAUCAAAGUUAGUGCAAUUCAGUGCUCAUAACUGUAUUUAAUAACAUUCCUCCAGUUGGAUUUGGACUUUGCUUUUAAGAGUGUCUCCUCUAACCCCAUUAUGUUUUACUGUAAAGGUCAUGUAAUUUCUAAUUCCAAAAAGCUGCCACUUGGUAUAGGCACCUUUUCACAAAAAAAAAGGAAUACUGAAAGUAGGUUGCAAGUGGUCAUAUCUGUGGGACAAGGUCACUGGUACUUUGGUUAUUUAGCCAUAUUCAUAAAAAUUAUAUGAAUUGUAUAGUUUGGAUAAUUUAUAACAUUAAACUUUGUGAUUUUACUAUCACAUGGAAGGUUCAGCUGUACUCAUUUCUUUUAUUGUUUAACACCAGUGCUAUGGACAAAAGACCCAACAGGGGUGGUAGUGUUACUAUUUUCUUAAUUUAUUUGGUACUGUAUAACACCUUUCUGAUUAAAUGCAGUGUAUGCAUUUUGGGACUCUUAAUUUGUAAAAGCUGUUACAGGUUCAGCAAGAAAGGAAAUUUGUGCUUCCUUGUUGAAUGUUAAAUUAUUUUACUUUGCAUUUUAUAUAAGAGUACAAAUUAAAACUGAGCCAUCAAACUGCAAUAAAUCUACAGUAGUGUUUCAUUUUAAAGACCUUUUGUACUGUACAUAGAUUUGUUCAAUAAAACAUUGUCUUUGUUGUUGAUAGAAA